Molecule: messenger RNA, 2605 nt
Organism: Diatraea saccharalis (sugarcane borer)
Lineage: Eukaryota; Metazoa; Arthropoda; Insecta; Lepidoptera; Crambidae
Source: the annotation of a GenBank genome assembly
UGUUUUGUUGAUAUUUUUAUUUAAGAUUCAAAUCAUAAAUUCAUAAAAAAGAUAAAAAAAUACCAUUUAUUUAAUCGUAUGGCAAAAUAACAUCAACAUACAGAAAAAUAACCUGAAGGUAUUUUCCGCGUAAACAGAAUAUACAAAUAACUUACGUAUGAAGCAAAUGAUAAAUAAAUUAAAUUCAAUGAAAACAAACAAACAAUCAAAUCUUUCUAAUAUAUUUACAAUAUGAAUAUGUCUUUGAGAUUUUUUUCACAUGUGCAUUAAUUAAGUAUGGUAUUUUGCAUUUUUUGAUUUAUACUUUACCAACCAAGAGUUUAUUUUUUUUAAUCUUUGUGAUGUAUUAAUUUAUAAUACGAUUAUUAUGUACCAUAUUUCAAUUCAAUCGUUUCAGUAGCUUUAAAAAAUUCAGUUACUUUUUUUAUUAUUGUAUGUAACCCUAAAAUAGAGACAAUACAUGUACUUCAAAAUCAAGGCUUUAGUGAAUCAUGGAAAAAUAAACGUGCGAGCAAUUGAAGCAUUGUUAUAAAUGACGACACUCGUGAUUCAACUGAGAAUUUUACACAUAAGUUUAACCCAAACAAAUCUCUUGAGAUUAUCGCUUAUCAACGGACAGUUGAUUGCUCUAUUUAAGCAUUAUUAUCAAAUGACCAACACUAUUUCUCAAAAUGGCAGCUACGUGUUACUUCGUUUUCCUGUUUUGUGUUUCUGCUGCACUGUCAACAAAAGAGAAACAGCAAGAGAGUGAAAAAAGUAAAUUAGAACAAUACAUUAACACUAAAUUGCCUGAAAUAAAUCAAAGAUACUGGCUGCACUACCAUAUCGCACCACCGGUAGGAUGGAUGAAUGAUCCCAACGGAUUUUCCUUUUUCAAGAAUGAAUAUCACAUGUUUUACCAAUUCUAUCCGUAUAAAAGUGAAUGGGGUCCGAUGCACUGGGGUCAUAGUUCAAGUCCUGACUUAGUGAAUUGGAAGAGACUCCCAACUGCAUUACAUCCUGAGAAAGAACAGUGCUUUUCAGGUAGUGCAGUAGAAGAUAAUGGCCAACUCGUUCUUAUGUAUACCGCUCACGUAGUGCUCAAUGCUACCAGCAAUAAUACUUUAUACAAUGAAUCUCAGUAUUUAGCAUAUAGUGCAGAUGGGAUAAAUUUCGAGAAAUACUCAGGAAAUCCUGUUUUGUCUUCUUCACCAAACGGAUCGUCUGAUUUUAGAGAUCCCAAGGUGUGGAAGUAUGGUAACAAUUGGUAUGUCGUAAUUGGAAGUAAAACCAACGAAAACAGAGGCAGAGUACUCCUGUAUCGAUCAACAGAUAUGAAAACCUGGGAAUUCUUAUCAGUUAUUGCAGAGUCGGCUGUAGAUAGUAAUAUGGGCUACAUGUGGGAAUGUCCCGAUUUCUUUGAGUUAGAUGGUAAGUUUAUCCUUUUAAUGUCCCCUCAAGGUAUGAAGCCUGUUGGUGAUAGAUACAAGAAUACAUUUCAAACAGGCUAUAUUGUUGGAAAUUUCAGUUACGAAACAUUUAAGUUUGUACCUGAAACUGAAUUCCAAGAGAUAGAUUAUGGACAUGAUUUUUAUGCUACACAAACCCUUGAGAAAAACGGAACAAGAUAUAUGGUCGCUUGGUUUGGAAUGUGGGAAGUUGAACAUCCUGAAGCUAAAGAUGGUUGGUGUGGAGCGAUGACUAUUGUUAGAGAACUAAGACUUCUGGGAGACAGAGUUUUGAUGAAACCGGUUCACGCUAUGACAACACUGAGAGAUAGCGCUGUGUUUUCUGGUAACUUUACCUUGAAUCAAGUACUAGAGUUUGAUAAGACAGCUGAGAUCAUAUUAAACGGCAACUUGUCACUUAAAAUAGAAUUGUUAGUUGAAGGCAGAAAUGGUGGAGGCAAAGCUUGGAUCAAAUGGGAUCCUGAAGUGGGUAAGAUUGUCGUUGAUAGAGGUUCUAAUGAUACUCGUCAAGUGAAAUGGAUUCCUAUUGCAUCUCAUUCUUGGAGACUAUUUUUGGAUACUAGUUCUCUAGAACUCUUCUGCGGAGAGGGCGAAGUAGUUUUCAGUACUAGAGUUUAUCCAAAUAAUCCAUGGAAAGUGACUAAUCUUAGUCCACAAACAUUAAAUAUCCAAGCUUAUCAUCUAAAGAGAAGUGUCCCAUACUACAAUUCCUCUGUCAAAAGUUUCCAAUAUGUAUUGAGUGCGUCAUUUAUAAUUACAAUUUUAACAAUUUUGUCAAGUUUGUAGAUAAUAUGAAUGAUUAUUAUUUGUUAAUUUAUAAUGAAAUUAUGAUAUAAAGUAAAACAAAAUUUUAUAUAUUACAUCUAAUUUUUAUUUCUUAAAUUAUUAAGAAGUACCAUUAUUUUCAUGAUCCUCUUAACUGAACUAACAUAAAUUACAUCAAACAUAAUUAUUUAUGAAGAUUUAAGAAAAUAUUAUUAGGAAUUAACUAGUUGCUAUUAACUCUAUUUGCAUUUUCUUUCUAGAAAAAUGAAAGUUUGAACUUUCAAUGCAAGUACUCUGUAGUAACUAAGACAAUUUAGAUAUAUAUUAUGUAUGGUAUGUACAUAUAUGUAUCUAGAAUCGUCAUAACAACAUUAUAGUAUCUAACCAAACCU